This is a messenger RNA of Branchiostoma floridae (Florida lancelet), 2114 nucleotides long. RefSeq names its product galactose-3-O-sulfotransferase 2-like. Gene Ontology annotation, cellular component: membrane. Gene Ontology annotation, molecular function: galactosylceramide sulfotransferase activity. The coding region runs from base 147 to 1481 and encodes 444 amino acids. The record is from RefSeq and is a predicted model, not a curated record. The transcript is spliced from 4 exons. Gene Ontology annotation, biological process: glycolipid biosynthetic process. NCBI's taxonomy places the organism in Eukaryota, Metazoa, Chordata, Leptocardii, Amphioxiformes, Branchiostomatidae.
CUUUUCAAGGCAACUAAGGCAACUAAUCAUCUAAUUAUGUUGUUGCCUUGAGCAUGAGUUUAUCUAAUUAUGUAAUUAUGCGACAAAUACGUCAUGACGAAUAGCCCAAAGGUCAGUAGAGAUCCAGAACAAUACAUCCACGAAGAAUGGCGGCCGCAAGCAAAGUCAAGGUGUUGUGGUCGGUGUUCAUGUGUCUGAUAUUCUUGGUUCUGUACAUGAACUUGGCUGGACCGAUGUGGCCGGACCAGCUGGACAUGGCGAUAUCAGCACCCUUUAAGAAGCAACGCCACAAUUCAAGUGACGCAGUGCUUGGACGAAGUAGCCGACAUGUCGAAGUUCUGACAGCGGUUGAGAAGUUGUCACCGGCCGAGCCUAGACACGUCACGAUACACUAUAAUGGGACCAGCUCUUCAUACAGGGAGCAACACGACAUCUGUACGAGGCCUGUUACCAACCUAGUGUUUAUCAAGGUCCACAAGACAGCUUCAGCCAGUACUGCCGUGGUGUUGCUGAGGUUCGCCUACAAACAUCACAUGACCAUGUGUUAUUCACCGAGGGGAAACAAAAGAUUCACUCUCACUUUUCCCAGCACGGAGAUAUACAAGUCCAACUGCAGUCGUUGGCAGGUGCUCGGAGAUCACUUCAACUUCUUAGUACAUCACACCGUCUUCAAUAAGACAGCGAUGGACCGGAUCAUGAAACCCGGCACCAAGUACAUCGGAAUCAUGCGCGAACCGCAGAGCCAUUUCCGUUCACAAUUCUUCUACCGUCGCCAUCAUCUCCGAUACAGGUUAAGGCAUCAUCCCAAUCCACUAGGUGCCUUUCUGGACAACCCCGAGCAUCAGGAGCGGAAGUGGUCAAAGAAUCGAACGUGGAGUGGGGAGAGGAACAACCAAGCUUUCAUAAUGGGGUUCCCUCCACAUCUCCUAAACACACAGGAUACUGGGCUUAUGGAUGAUGUAAUUAAGCAGCUUGGCCAAUCGUACACCUUCGUCAUCAUCAACGAAUACUAUGAAGAGUCCCUCGUCAUGUUGAGGCGGAAGUUGUGUUGGGAUAUGUCCGACAUACUGCACUCCACCAAGAAGAUCCACGAGCAACACAACCCAAAGAAGUACAUUCCGCUCACCGAUAAACAGUUGGAGAAUCACAAAAGGAUCAACGCUGUAGACUACAGAAUGUACGACUUCUUCAACAGGACUUUCUGGGAGAGCGUAGAGGAGGAAGCGGGAAGAGGAUUUUGGGAGGAAGUGACGUACUUUAGAUACUUAGUUGAGAGAGUAAACAAAUAUUGCUUAGCAUCCCAGGAUAGCGAACCUCUCAACGUUCCUAUAAGUAAAUGGAAUAAUGCCUUCUCAGUCAAUGAGAUGUUUUGUAAAGGUUUGAAUCGGAAACCAAAGGAUUGGGCCAAAAAAUUAUUUUAUCAGAUGACACGCCGUGACAAGAUUUGGAAGAAACCAUCUCUAAAUGUUGCUUCAAAGUGAGUUAGCUGAUUAAAAUGUGUCUAGCAACAUUUACACCAUGACUUUGGCUGCAAUGUAUAUUGAAAAUGAUGAACAAAAUCAUUAAAAACGUAUUGUUAUCGAGAAACUACUCAUAGCAACACGUUGCUAUAACCCAAUAGUUGUAAAAUGUGCAAUAUUUUGUAGUUUUCAGUGUGCUUUAAUCUGCUUGGAAAUGACAGCAACUCUCUAAAGACUGGAACUCGCGUAUUUCGUCCGACUUGGUGUUAUCAUAGUUCCAUACAGAACUGUUAGGUUCAUAGUAGACUGUUGUUCAGCUUUCAUGUCAACGUAGGCCCAUACAGGACUGUUAUCCAGUGCUAAUGUUAUCCUAAUAGCCUACAGAACUGUUAUCCUGUUUAAUGCUAUCAUAGGCCCAUAAUGGACUGCUGUCCUCUGUUAAUGAUACCAUAAUGCCGUGCUGGACUGUUAUAUUGCUUGCUAUAUGUAUUUUAUGAAAUUGCCACCAUGUUGCAAUUCAAUGGUUGUAUCAUUGUGUCAUUGACUAAAGAAUGACAAAACGCUUCACUUCUACGUUAGAUAUGUGUUAAAAAACGUUUCUUGCUAAAUUCUGCUAAAGAGGGGAAUGUGUCGGUGCGAAGUAAAGCACAAAAG